Molecule: messenger RNA, 300 nt
Organism: Leptosia nina
Lineage: Eukaryota; Metazoa; Arthropoda; Insecta; Lepidoptera; Pieridae
Source: the annotation of a GenBank genome assembly
AUGCAAUACCGUAAACAUAUCAAUCACGCACCCAAUCCACCAGCUAGACAUCUGACUGAUAUAAAGAGUCGAAAAACUAAAAAAUUGCCCCCCGCUCCCAACGAAUCCCCUCGUUCGCCCGCUCUCCGCGGCGCGAAUCGCAUAAAUCGACCGAAAAGUCAAAUUGCUGCUAUAGCUCACCGCCCUCAACUAAAAAUUACGAUGUCCAAACAAAUAUUGCGCGAGCGUUGUUUAGUCAACUUUUUACACGUUGUACAACUUCAUUUUAUUUUUGAUGUACUGAAAUGCCGGCUCAGCUAA